GGACGAAGAGUUUAAUUCCGUGCCUGGGAAUCGCGAUUACUUGGACUUUGGCAUUUGAACGCAUGCCUACCAAAGAAGAAAGUGUCGGUGGGGUUGAGCGGGUCAGGUGGCGGGUGAGGUGACUGUGCCGGCUGGAAACCCGAAGCCCGUAAACGCUUCCUCUCCCACGGCCGCCUCGCGAGCCGCGAGAGAACAUGGCGGCCCCCGGAUCCCGCGGCUGCAGCCUGGCGGGCCUGCUGCCCGCGCAGACCUCGCUGGAGUACGCCCUGCUCGACGCCGUCACGCCGCAGGAGAAGGACGGCCUGGUCUACCAGUAUCUGCAGAAGGUGGACGGCUGGGAGCAGGACUUGUCCGUGCCCGAGUUCCCGGAAGGACUAGAAUGGCUGAACACAGAAGCGCCUAUUUCCGUCUACAAGGACCUGUGCGGGAAGGUGGUCGUCCUUGAUUUCUUCACCUACUGCUGCAUAAACUGUAUUCACCUGUUGCCCGACCUGCAUGCCUUAGAGCACACCUAUUCUGAUAAAGAUGGUCUUCUGAUAGUUGGCGUUCACUCGGCCAAGUUUCCAAAUGAAAAAGUCCUGGACAACAUUAAGAGUGCUGUUCUUCGCUACAAUAUCAGCCACCCUGUGGUUAAUGAUGCAGACGCCAGCCUUUGGCAAGAAUUAGAAGUUUCCUGCUGGCCGACUCUGGUCAUCCUUGGACCUCGUGGAAACAUGUUAUUUUCUUUGAUUGGAGAAGGACACAAAGAUAAAUUAUUUUUAUAUACUUCAAUAACUUUGAAGUAUUACAAAGACAGGGGUCAGAUCAGAGAUCAUAAAAUUGGAAUAAAGCUCUAUAAAGAUUCUUUGCCCUCUUCACCAUUGCUCUUUCCUGGCAAAGUAACUGUAGACCAAGUUACUAAUCGAUUGGUAAUAGCAGAUACGGGACAUCAUAGGAUUUUGGUCAUCUGGAAGAAUGGACAAAUUCAGUACAGCAUUGGAGGACCUAACCCUGGAAGAAAGGAUGGGAUGUUUUCGGAGGCCACUUUUAAUUCUCCACAAGGUGUAGCCAUAAUGAAUAAUAUCAUAUAUGUGGCAGAUACUGAAAACCACCUUAUAAGAAAGAUUGACCUGCAAGCUGAGAAGGUGAGCACUGUGGCUGGCAUUGGAAUUCAAGGAACAGAUAAAGAAGGAGGAGCAGAAGGGGAGCAGCAGCCCAUUAGCUCCCCCUGGGAUGUGACGUUUGGAACAUCAGGUUCAGAGGUCCAAAGAGAUGACAUUCUAUGGAUAGCCAUGGCAGGGACCCAUCAGAUAUGGGCACUCCUAUUGGACUCUUGCAAACUGCCAAAGAAAAAUGAAUUAAAAAAGGGAACCUGUCUUCGGUUUGCUGGAAGUGGGAAUGAAGAGAAUCGAAACAAUGCCUAUCCUCACAAGGCAGGUUUUGCCCAGCCUUCAGGUCUUUCUCUGGCCUCUGAGGAGCCCUGGAACUGCCUUUUUGUAGCAGACAGUGAGAGCAGUACUGUGAGAACCAUCUCGCUGAAGGAUGGAGCCGUGAAGCAUCUUGUCGGAGGAGAAAGAGACCCCACGAAUUUAUUUGCUUUUGGUGAUGCUGAUGGAGUAGGAAUCAACGCAAAACUCCAGCACCCACUUGGAGUAGCAUGGGACAACAAAAGGAAUCUACUUUAUGUGGCAGACUCCUAUAAUCACAAGAUUAAAAUUGUGGAUCCUAAAACAAAGAGCUGUACAACAUUAGCAGGAACUGGAAACACAGAUAACGUUACCGGUUCCAGUUUCACCGAAUCAACUUUUAAUGAGCCAGGAGGCUUGUGUAUUGGAGAAAAUGGUCAGUUGUUAUAUGUAGCAGACACCAAUAAUCAUCAAAUUAAAGUGAUGGAUUUAGAAACAAAAACGAUUUCUGUGCUCCCCAUCUUCAGAUCUGCAAGUUCUGUGGUAGAUGGUCCGGUCCUGGGAGAAACACAGAAGACAUUACCCAAGCUGCCUAAAUCUGCUGCAAGCAUCAGGCUUUCCCCUGUGACCGCGCGUCCUGGCCAGACCCUCCAGUUCAAGCUACGACUAGACCUGCCAUCGGGAACGAAGCUAACCGAAGGAGUGCCCAGUUGCUGGUUUGUGACAGCUGAAGGCAAUGAAUGGCUUCUUCAAGGACAGACGCCAUCUGGAGAGAUAGAGAGCAUGUCCAGCCAGCCAACGAUUUCUCUGCAAGUUCCUGGCCAUUGCUUGUCCCUUGACGCUGUUGUGUGUGUCAGUGUUCUGCUCUAUUACUGCAGCGCGGAUAGUGGCGCUUGUAUGAUGCAGGGAGUCCUGUUCAGGCAGCCUCUGCAGAUAAGUGACACGCAGCAAGGCUGCGCAGCUCCCGUGGAGCUCAGGCAUGUGUUCUAGAAGGCAUGGCAGUCCUCCCCACAGCCCCAGCCUCCUGACCGUCACUAUGACUUACGAGGAAAACUUAGUUUCUGCCUCUGGAAACCAAGACGCCAUUCCCCGUUUCUAGCAGAUGUCACUAAAAUAAAGCAAUGCUCCUUGUUUACUUUU
Messenger RNA from Oryctolagus cuniculus (rabbit), 2525 nucleotides. It is a transcript of the gene NHLRC2, whose product is annotated as NHL repeat containing 2. NCBI's taxonomy places the organism in Eukaryota, Metazoa, Chordata, Mammalia, Lagomorpha, Leporidae. Gene Ontology annotation, molecular function: protein binding. The record is from RefSeq and is a predicted model, not a curated record.